AUGCGAGGAGGAGGGAGUAAAGCCGAGAGAGGAGACGGGAGAGAGACACCACACACACACGGCACAAGAUGGCCGGAGAGGCAGCAGCACUCGAGCUGUCAGGCGUUCCGCUGCGGCCGCGGGGCCCGCCGGCUGGCGGGGACUUGCGCCCGGGCGGCCCGCAGGCCCGCGGGAGCGAAGCGGCCGCGGCUGGGGCGAGGCGGGCCGCGCGCCGGGGUCGGAGCCCGCGACAGAGGCGCCCGGGGCGGCCGGGCCCACGACGCGGAAAGCGCCGCUGCGGCAGCGGCCGCUGCGGCUCCCCGGGGCCCGGGCGGCUCGACCCGGUACGGGCGGGAGGCUCGGGCGGGCGGCCCGGCGCGGGACUCGGGUGCGGGCGACCAGGAGGUGCCGACCGCGGCGCUCGGACCUGCUCUUUUAUUUGAGGUAUGCCAUUUUGAAGACCGUGGAAUUUUAUCCUUGAGGAUAAAGGAAAUAUUUGCGAUAGUCUGUAUUUUACAUAGCAAAAAUAUGAAUCCUGAGGCUGAAUUAUCUAAGGGGCCAGUACAACGAAAUAGAUGUUGGUGGAAGAAUUUACACCCAGUCAGCUUGAAGAGUCUCAAAUGGACCCUACCACUGAGAAAUCAAGAUGGCAGUCCACUAUGGGGAAUUGAGAAAAAUGGAUUAAUACAAGAGUGCUGUGAUAAUAUACAACCAAGACAGGGUUCUUUUAACAUGGAUUUCAUGAAAUGAAUGAAGAUAUAGGUUUCUUACGCAGGACAAAUGGACAGUGAAUUUGACUUUCUAGAGACUUUGUAUCAUUAAGAACAUUUUUGACAUUUGGAGAAGAAAGAUGGCACAUUACAGAUGAUAGUUUGUAUGCCUGGAAUUUUUUGCAGUUUGAUUUGUAUGAGUAUGAUCUUGUGGAAUGUUAACUUUAAUAAAAUUUCUAACACUUUAAAAUUUCU
Physeter macrocephalus (sperm whale) is the source of this 944-nucleotide messenger RNA. RefSeq lists its product as uncharacterized. The transcript is spliced from 6 exons. The record is from RefSeq and is a predicted model, not a curated record. Lineage: Eukaryota; Metazoa; Chordata; Mammalia; Artiodactyla; Physeteridae. The coding region runs from base 1 to 729 and encodes 242 amino acids.